This is a messenger RNA of Pocillopora meandrina, 8867 nucleotides long. The record is from the annotation of a GenBank genome assembly. Lineage: Eukaryota; Metazoa; Cnidaria; Anthozoa; Scleractinia; Pocilloporidae.
CUUCGAUGUUUCAAGAUGGAGGUCGGCGACGAAAUCCGCGAGAGACAGUAUGAAAGCAGUUUGUUGCUGUUGGCGGACGAACUAAUUGACAUGGUGCUAUCCUGCCCUUUAAUAGAUCAUAAGGACUUAUGCUGCUGUGCGCAAGUUUGCACACGUUUGAACACUAUUGCAACUGGAAAUGAACUGUGGAAGAGGAAGGCCCUCUCUAGGUAAUUAGGCUUACGUAAGGAAAAUGUGUACGUGUAAUUGGAACAAAAAUGAGAAACUUGGUUUGUGUGGAAAAUCAAAGGUAUUCUCCGACGUAAAGCUGUUAUUUCUCAACCUAGAUAUGUCCCAUGACUAAGUAAAGACUCGUAUCUUCGUCUCUUUUUUUUUUUUUUUUUUUUUUUUUCUCUUUCGCUUGUCCCAGCUGUGUUAUUCUACGCAUGAGUUGACAAUUUAUUGAGUUUUGGUAUCAGCUACUUGAGUAUGGGAUAUAAGCCAGUGGUCCACACUUGUUCCUUCUCUUUCCUGGGAGUAUCACUCUGGACCAGACUAUCUCGCUGACUCGGUGAUCAUGAUUGAGUUCAGAGACCAUCUCCUUGGGUACAGGAAGAGAGCCAGCGCUACUCCUGGCUCCUCCUGUCUCUGGGGAGAAUCAAAUACCAGGCAGGCUCAAGAAAUUACCUGGAAUUCUAGCCUGGCUCCAUGAGUGGACGAGAUGAAGCGAAUUUUGUGUUUUGAUUGGCUACUUGGUUGGUUAAGAAGGUUCCAUUGCUUUACAUAUCAAAUUUAAAAAAACACAGUUGACUUUUAAUACUUGUCUCCUACAGAUGGCGGUUUUGGAAAAGCAUGCCCAAAGAAAACUGGUGUGCAGUUUACAGAGACAGGCUGUUAACUGAACUUAAAAUCCUCUCUGCUUUAGAGAGUAUGUCAAAGAAAUAUUACAACAACCCUGAGGUUCACAGGAGAGAGUUUGACACAUUUGUGUAUUUAGGAAAUGAAAAUCCUGCCAUGUCGUGUCAUGUAAACAAUACUCUGAGUGAACUUUUACAAGGAAAUGAUUGGUAAGAGACACAGUUAUCACAAUGUCGUGACAGCUUUAAUUAACUUGCAGUUUUUUUUUUUAUCAUUUAAUACAUAUUGUAUGAAUGAUGUUUUCAUGCUUACUGAACUGUAUAAGAAUUUGUUUCCCUCAAAGCUGUUUUUUUUUUUUGAUAGAUAUAAAAUGUUUCAAAACAGAUGAAACAUUGGCUUAAUUUGUACUUUUUAAAGAACAUCAUAACUACUGUGACACUUUAAAUAUUGGUAUGGUAUACAUGUCACUAAAGAGACUGAUAUUUUGCAGCUGUUUUUGCUUUAUAGUGAAGUCAAUUUGACACACAGACACUAUGCCAGAAAAGUACAAUCCCAGCUGAAAAUUUUUUCUAUUAAGGACGAGUGGAAGAAAUUUCUGGCAUUACAAGAACAACAACAACAUCUUGAGAAAGGUGCAUAACCUUUUUUUUUUAUUUGGUGAACUUUUCUUUUUAUAAUUUUCAAUCAUUAAUCAAUUGAUAAUAAUUGAUUCUUUAAAUAUUAAUCACGAUUGGGUGUUUAUGGUUUGGUCUUAAGCAAGACAUAUACCUCUUACUGUGUCUCCUCUGACCUUCGAUUAACCCUUUUACUUCCAAGAUCUCAUCAGUAAUCCUCCUUACUGUCUGCUAUACAAUUCUUAUUAUGUUACUUUAGAGAAUGUGGUAUUGAAGCAACUAAUAAUCCCUUAAAUGAUAUUUUUCUUUAUUGUUAUUACUUGUGUGAUUAAUAUUGUAUUGAUAUUGUGAAGAUGAUUUAUUUUUUUAAUCACUAAUGGGAGUUGAAAGGUCAAGGUAAAGGAACUGCAAGCUUUUAAGCUGCUUAUCAAGUUGAAGAGAUGAGCAUCUUUUCCUAAUGGUCUUAUUGAUGUUUCAUGCGGUAGAAUUUGGACUGAGCUGUAGCAGCAGUAACACUUACUAAACUUUCUCAUGUUUUUAUGUCAACCUUCACAUUAAAUUUUCUGGUUACAGGUGCUAUGUUGGUUGUAAGAUGGAUUCUCAAUGAAGAGGAUAUAAAUGAAAAUGAGACUUUCUCAGAACUUGAUAGAAUUGCUCAGAUGGUAAAGGAGAAUCUGCAUGGCUCCAACAGCAGUACACACACAGCACCCUUAAUCCCGCUGGAGGAGCAAAUGACACAGAGUAAUGAGGGGCUCACCUCAGUUACACAUCCUGCAGCUUGUUUGAGAAUAUUGGCUUGUCUGAAGCAAGUUUUGUAUCAUCAGCUUCAGUUUAAAGGCUGUGUGGAUGAAUAUUAUAAAAAGGAGAACUCGAUGCUCUUUCAGGUAUAGUUGUCAACUCAGGUGGAAUAAAGCCAACCUCCAUUAGGAGGAAAACUGCCAUGGAAUCUCUUCUCUUAACCCUUUAACUCCCAGAAGUGAUAAACAUGUCAUUUCUCCCUAUAAUAUCCCUAUAUUAUCCAGCAAACAGGUAAUAAGAAACUCAAACUUAUCAGUUAAAAUUUGUUAUCUUGAUCAAAUUUUCCUAACUAAUUGAUAAGGAAAUGUGUUGCAGCUAGUAGGGAGAAAUAGCUAUCAGAUCUUGUGUGUUAAAAGGUUAAUAGACAGAUAUUUCAAGAUAAAGCAAAGCCAUUGUGAAGCUGGAUAAUUUUCUUGGCCUAUUUCCUUAAAUUGUUUCUCUUUGUUGUUUAUUUUUUACAGGUUAAAAAUAGAACUGGUAAUCCCAUCACUUUGUCAGUUUUGUUCACUGCUCUUGCAAGGAGACUUGGGGUUACAUUAGAACCAGUGAGUACAUAAAGUUUCUCUUUUUCGAGAUUAUACUGGGUAAUUUUGUCAUCAUUCUGAAUGAACAAGUGAAAGCUAUUGAAGUGCUUUGAGGUACAGACUGAGAUGGAACACAACACCCAAGAACAAGUGUUCAACCUCUAGUGGCUAUGACCAGAAGCCCUGUCCCUCUCUUUCUUCAUUUUUGAAAGUCAAAAACUGUGUUGCUAAAUGCUGCUGUUUAAACUUACAAGAAUGGAAAUUGAGUAGUAGUGUAUUGUUAAAAGCUUGGGAUAUUCUGGGGCGGAGCUACCUUCCAUACAUUCUCAUAAAUGAAAUGGAAACAAUGUUCUCACAACUUGCAGAGCAGUCUCACUGGAAAUUGUCAGGGGACAGCUCCAUUGCAGAAGAGCACUACUUGUUUACAAGGAAAAACAUGGCUGGUUAUGUUGUAAAGAUCUGAAGACGUUUUCCGUUUUGUAACUAACUUCAGGCCAGGAUCAAUACUUUAAGGAAACUUUCCUUAAAAAAGGACAGGAAGAACGGUGGCAACUAAAUAUUUCCCACUCGUAAAUAACUAGCCGAGGUAUAUGAAGGGUUUGACAGGUUAUUUUAAAUUACCUUCCUCAACAAACCCCUAAUUUAAAUGGACCACAAGUGCACUUAGUGGAGUUUUUUUUUUUAAUUUUUUUUUUUGAACUGCAACUUACACUUCCUGAUGAACACACUUCCCACCUGAACUUGCAUUUGCUUUUUGAAGUAACUAGCAUCCUCAAACAGGCUUUGCCAAAGCAAAAUCAACAAACAGGCAAAGGAAUGAGCAUAUCCAUAAUAUACAGUUCUAUUAGGGAGGCCGCUGACAAGCCAGUGAAUUGUCUAUUGUGCAAGUUGUGAGAUCAUUGUUCCUCAGUUCCUAACCUUGUAGCUUCCUUCCCAUCCUGGGAUAUUCAUUUAUUUUUAUGGUAUAAAAUUUUUUUGUUGUAAUAUUUUAAAUUAUCGUAAAUCUGUUUUUACAGAUAAAUUUUCCAAAUCAUUUCUUGUUGCGGUGGAGAUCUAACAUGGACCCAAAGUAUGUCUUAUACAAGUUUUUUAUUACUUCAUACUGGUAGAAUGAUAAGUAUAAUAGAAUUUCCUUGGUGUGUCAUUUCUUUCCUCAUAAUUAUCUACGUUUAGGACUUGAUUUAACCCUUUAACUCCAUGAGGUGAUAAACAUGUAGCUUCUCCCUAUGAUAUCUGCACAUUAUCCAGUAAACAGGUGAUGAGAACACCUAAACUUAUCAGAUAAAAUCUGUCAUCUUGAUCUGACACUAAAUUUCCAUAACUGAUUGACAAGGAAAUGUUUAGCAGUUAGAGGGGAGAAUGUUGACUACUAAAUCUUGGGAGUUAAAGGGUUAAGUUCAUCAGAUAUUACAAUAAAUGUAGUAUCUCCCUUACCAAGCUCAAGUACUUAAACUUCUGUUUUGGAUAAGAGAAUUUCAAUGCCUUGUAUUUUUAAGGGCAGAUCCUUCUACAGUAUAUAGGUACAUUGACUGCUUCAAUAGUGGAAAUUUCUUAACUGAAGCUCAAUGUGUGGAUAUGCUUUUAUCACCCUUGGCAAAUGUACGAAGUUUUGGUAAUGCACUGUUUGUUAGGGCUUCGCCUACACAGGUACUUUUGAUAGUUAUUGUUACCACUGUAACAGUAGUUACUUUUAACGUAAGACACUGUUAAGUUGAUUUAUAAAAAGCAUAGAGUUCACAGAGCAAAUACAUUUCUGACCCUUCAGUCUUAGCAAUCAUGUUAUUUGAAAAUUUUUUUAACUUUCUGGACAAGUAUUGAUAAAACCCAAUUAGUACUUUACACAUGUCAACAUUUGACACAUACCAAGUUUUCCUUAUGUGUGUUUGUGUCAUGUUUUUAGGUAUUUAUUCGCAUGGUGGCCAAUAUCAUAAAUAGCUACAGAAUGGAAGAACACCCAGGUGGUCGGUAAGACACAUGUUAUAAUUAGUGUUUUCCCUUAUUUUGAGCAUGACAUGUGAAAGCAAUUUUAAAAAAUUUUUAAAAAAUUGUAGAGUCUGAUUUUGGAUACUAGUAUUCUAUUAUGGCCACAAGUUUUCAUAUUUUAGAUACUAAUACCUUAUUUUAGACACUAGAAUCAGAUUUUAGACUCUAGUGUCCAAUUUUAAAUGCCAGUGUCUGAUUUUGGACACUAAUAUCCCUUGUGUUUGUGUCCCUUCAGGUCAUUUCCUGUGUACUGGUUCUUUUUACUCUGGGUAAUUCAAAUCAUGUUCGUAAAUUCAGGACAUUAGUCACAAAUCAAACAGUCAUUAGUCCAAAAAUCUAGUUGAUCUUGAAAUAUCUGUGUAUUUUGUGUGUUUUUCAGUCUGUUAUGUUAUCUUUGCUUAUAACCCAUCCAAUUUUUUUUCAUACUGCAACUCACACAGAAACAGAUUCAAUUUUUCAAAUAAUCAACCUUUAAUCUGGGGUGGUAUACUUGACCUGGACUGCCUACAAGCUCUUCAUUAAGAGAAACACGCCACAAGAAGACAAGAAUUCUUUAACCAUAAGUUGAGCUCUUGGUCAGACUGAUUAUCACUCUAAUUUCUUCUUUAGAUUGAGUGGUCUGCAUUCUGCUCUUGACCUGAUGCUAUUUCUUGAUCCUAAUGAUGAAGACAGCAGACUGCUGUUGGCCAGAAUACAGGUUCAUCUAGGUAUUGACUUAGAAGAGGUUUGUUUUAUUUCACAAUUUCCUUGAUUUUAUAAAUACUUUUAGAAGACUUCUUGCUAAUGGGCAUCCAUGUAUAAGUGUUAUUAACAAAAUUGUAUAAAGAGGUCUAAGGAGACCUUAGCAGCUGCUAAGUUAAAUGGCCCAAGAAAAACUACAAAGAAGUUUUUUGUGUGUGUGCUCAAAAUAAUUUGGUGUUGUACAGCAACUUUUCAGUAACUUUAUUUUCAUUUAAUAAAAACUCUUCUAAUAGUUCUGAAUUACAAAAUGGUGAAAAAUUCUAGGAUAAAAACAAGCUGGCUAUUGUUUUAUCUAAACCCAAAAUUCAUUUACAGGCAAUUGACAGUCUUCAGAUCCUACAGAGCAGUGCAAACCAAGUGCGUAAGGGAAUAUUGGAUAAUCUCCUUGAACGAGCCAAUCAGAAAAAGAGAAUGCAGGAUUUGGGAGAAAAUCUUCCCCCUCCAGUACGGCAAGAGAUGUUAAUUUACAGCAGUACAUUAUUGUCAUGGCUUUCCAUCCAAAUCUUUUAUAUUUAAGAGUUGGAGAAGUUACUCAAUAGGGUAGUUAAUGAUCUGUAGGACCCAGCAGGCAGGAUGUUCAAGUAAUCAUCAUCUUACUACACAAGCCAAACAGGGAAAAUCAUGGCUAUGAGAUUUGAAGGGUGUUAAGUUAUAAAACACUAAAAUCACUGAGUUCCUUUAGACAGUUGGAGACUGAAUUGGAUAUUAUUUGACUUCACACUUUCUGUUAGCAUUCACUUGAAGUAAACACAAUUAACUUGUGAAUUUGGGUAAAUUUUUGUAACAAAGUUAUUGACUUUCCCUGAGGUUUUCUUUCUUCUAACAGCAUGCAAUGUCUAAACUGUUGUAGGGUUGAUAAUAUAGCUUCUUUCAGGAAUGUUUUGUUGUUUCGUUUUGCAUAGAAACCAAGAUCUGAUCCAAGGAAUUCUCAAGUUGGAUUUAAAGUUGGAAUGGUGAUGAGGCACAAGCUGUAAGUUAUGACUCAGCACAGUAUGUAUACUGGGUAGUUGUUCAACAAUGCCGUUGACUAAAGACAAAGGGUCGCACUUGUGAUACAAGUUGAUGACAUGACAAGGGAAACCAAAGGAACAUCCAAGCAAAAGAUGCUAGAUCACCAAAGAAGUUGACAAAAGAAGGGGGUGGGGGCUGAACCCCUACUCCAAACACCCUUUCCUCCCCCACAUGUCUAUGCAGGCUAACUUAUUGUCAUUCUUGAACAUUCUUCUCAGGUAUCAUUAUGGUUGUGUUAUUUAUGGAUGGGAUCCUGUUUGUGAAAUGGAUGAGUCCUGGAUUCAGCGAAUGGGUGUUGAUCAAUCACCUGGUGGCCGCAAUCAGCCUUUUUACAAUGUGCUGGGUGAUGAUGGCUCACAAAGAUAUGCUGCACACAGUAAGCUGAAUUUCUGGUUAAUCAACAUAAUUUUCAAAAAAAGUUAGUGGAAUUUCUAUAAAAUGGAAGGAAAAAACAAUGUAUGAUCUAGCUGGCCAUUAGGUAGUAAGAAGAAAUAUCAGAGGAAUUUCAAUGAUCUUCGUCGCAUGGGUUGGUACACAGGUAUUUUUUUUGGUCAAGUAUGUGCCCCAACUGCUUAGAAUUUAAAAUUCAUUUUAGAAAUAAUUAUCAUUCAAAAUUAUACCCUGUUUUGCAAAGAGGUCAAUUUGUAGCAACUCUCACUAGAAAGUUAGUUGCAUCUGAUAUUGUGAUGCUUUGUUCUUUUGAAAUGUUUCACCCAGUUUUUAGAAUAACCUGUAAAUGGCAGACACCUUUAUGGUGUCUCUCCCUUUCUCCAGAUCAAGGCCAUUACCUAAGCCAUGUCUUUCUGUUAAAUAUUGAUGAAGUCUUAAACUAAUGAAAAUUUAAAUUCUGUGACACUUUCCCUCUUCAUGCAUAACAUAGUGGGAUUGUUAAUUACUUCAAUUUCCUUGCAGUUAAUCUGAAAGAAGAUCCUAAUCAGCCUUUGAACCCCCAUCCUGAACUUGGAAAGUACUUCAAAGGUUUCACCGGAACCAGAUACAUUCCAAAUGAAUGUCUUCAAUGCCAGUACCCUGAGGAUGUUGACAAUUGAUCUAAACUUAACUAUUCAUUUCAACAAAACAUAUCUUCAAUGAAAUAUCUGUGUACUUAAGGAAAACACUCAUCGAUAUGAUGUUAUGUGCAAUAUUAUAUCCCUACACAGAUUGGUUUUUAUAAACCAUAAAUUCCAAGAUUUUCUCUGGUGAAGGGCUAACACUCAAAAUGUCAGCUUUCAUAUUCUUUAUGGUGGCCAAUUUAUAUUACCCUAUUAUACCCUUUAUUCAUAAAGUCUUAUGUUUGGUUAUACUCGAACUGUACACUUUAACUGUAGCCGAAAGUUGCAAUGUAACCACUGUAUUAUAAAUGUGUAAUAUUUUUUAUUGACUCAGGAAUUAGAGUGCCAUGGACUCAAAUGUUAUGCAGUUUAUAGCCUAUUUAUUUCCUACAUUUUGGAGUUAAGAAACUAAAGCAGCUACUUCUUAUCUACAGGAAUGAUAUUUAUGCUUGAAGGAAUAAGUUUGAAGAGAACCCCUUUAGGCACUAAGCCCUCUCACCUCUAGAACUGACCAACAAAUAAUUUCUUGUACCAAAUCAAAAAGACAGCUGAUUAGAUAAGAAAAAAAUGUCAAUUUGAUUAAAAUUUCAUCUGAUAAUUUAGGAGAUCUAUGCCAGAAAGUAAGAAGAUUUGGCAGUAAAAGGGUGAUUUCUACAACUUGUUGCUCUCUGUUUGGUGGAAUCAAAUAUGUAUUUUAAUAGGUAAUUUAGUGUUAACAACUGAGUUGAAAACGUAAAUUAGCCACUGUAAUGGGUAAAAAAGCUGACGUUUCAAGCAUUAGCCCUUUGUCAGAGCAAUUGGAGGAAUUGUAGGUUGUGUGUGGAUUUCUAUGGAGAAAGUGGAGCUAUGCCAUUGGUGGGAAUAGGGUAAUGAGAAAAUGUAUGUAUUUUAUGUAUGUAUAUGUAUUUUAAUACUCAUCUUAAGAACAGAAUUAUAGCCUUUUGGACAGUUCCUUAUUUCAUCAUCUUUAAAUUAAUUGUACUAGAAAAAGAUAAGGAAUAUAUAAGAAAAAGGAUAAUUUUGUAUUGGAAAUACUGUGAACCUUGCUAUAGUGUGUGUUAUUUAAGAUGCUGCAUAACUGUCUACAACACCUUUAUUGCCUUUGAUUAAGGAGUUCCUUGGCUUCCUAUGUGAUAGUUGUUGAUCAUUUCGCUAACAUUGGACAAGGCUGUUACAGACAACUAUUUGAAUUUCAUUAUCAUGCAGUGUAAAGAAUAUGGUCACUUUGUACUGUAUAGAACAUACUUACAUAAGAGAUCAUGUAAACUAGAAAAUAUUCAUUUGGUUUAAAAUGAAUUUAUGAGCAG